This is a messenger RNA of Kluyveromyces lactis, 1128 nucleotides long. RefSeq names its product coproporphyrinogen oxidase (gene HEM13). Gene Ontology annotation, molecular function: coproporphyrinogen oxidase activity. The coding region runs from base 1 to 1128 and encodes 375 amino acids. Gene Ontology annotation, cellular component: mitochondrial intermembrane space; cytoplasm. The record is from RefSeq and is a predicted model, not a curated record. The transcript has a single exon. NCBI's taxonomy places the organism in Eukaryota, Fungi, Ascomycota, Saccharomycetes, Saccharomycetales, Saccharomycetaceae.
AUGAGAAGAGAAGCAUUGGAUCUAUACUGCCCUUUUCUCUCCAAUCAAGCAGAAUCAUUGAUAAAACUUUACAUCCAGUAUACUUGUCUGGUAAAGCAAACAGAAACUCAACGACCGGUUCAUCUUAACACACAUUCUAAAUAUUAUCAUUGUGCGAUGACAGAUUCACAAGUGCCAAUUAGAGAGAGAAUGGAGGCCUUAGUGCGCCGGAAACAGCAAGAAAUUACCAAGGGUCUGGAAACUUUGGAUACUGUAAAGUUUCAAGCCGAUUCUUGGGAUCGUGGCAACAACGGUGGUGGCGGUGUCUCGAUGGUGUUGCAGAAUGGUACUACGUUUGAGAAAGGUGGUGUUAAUGUCAGUGUGGUUCAUGGGAACUUGAGUCCACCUGCUAUCAAGGCUAUGAAAGCGGACCACAAAAAUUUGCAUCUGCCUAUUGAUCCUGCAACUGGUGAACCAGAUGCAACAGGAGUAAAAUUCUUCGCCUGUGGUCUCUCUAUGGUUAUUCAUCCAAUUAAUCCACAUGCGCCAACCACCCAUUUGAAUUAUAGGUAUUUCGAAACCUGGAAUGCGGACGGUACACCACAAGCUUGGUGGUUCGGUGGUGGUGCUGAUUUAACUCCUUCUUAUUUGUACGAGGAAGACGCUAAAUUGUUCCAUCAAUUGCACAAGGAUGCUUUGGACAAAACGGACGUUGCCUUGUACCCAAAAUACAAGAAAUGGUGCGAUGAGUAUUUCUAUAUCAAACACAGAGAAGAAACCAGAGGUAUCGGUGGUAUUUUCUUUGAUGAUGUCGAUGAUCGUGAUCCAAACGAAAUCUUGCAAAUGGUUGAAAACUGUUUUGAUGCCUUCUUGCCAUCUUACCUCGAAAUCAUCAAAAGAAGAAAGGAUAUGCCUUACACUGAAGAAGAAAGACAAUGGCAACAAAUUAGACGUGGCAGAUACGUUGAAUUCAACCUAGUCCUUGACAGAGGUACUCAAUUCGGUUUAAGAACUCCAGGAUCCCGUGUCGAAAGUAUUUUGAUGUCUUUGCCUGUGACUGCUUCGUGGUUGUAUGACCAUCAUCCUGAAGUAGACUCUAGAGAAGAUAAAUUACUCCAAGUAUUGAAGAACCCUGUUGAAUGGGUUUGA